This is a messenger RNA of Scatophagus argus, 2841 nucleotides long. Its product is annotated as ras-related protein Rab-8B. The transcript has 8 exons. Gene Ontology annotation, biological process: protein secretion; Golgi vesicle fusion to target membrane; protein localization to plasma membrane. Gene Ontology annotation, cellular component: plasma membrane; endosome; trans-Golgi network transport vesicle. Bases 181 to 801 code for a protein of 206 amino acids. Gene Ontology annotation, molecular function: GTPase activity; GTP binding. Lineage: Eukaryota; Metazoa; Chordata; Actinopteri; Scatophagidae. The record is from RefSeq and is a predicted model, not a curated record.
UCUGGGUAACUUGACAUGACCUUAGUGUUUCCGCUCCCUCUUGGUCCUGUGUCAGUCGAAUCCAGUUCAGAGCCAGUGUUCCCAGUAAAUCCAGCGUGACCAGCAGUGUCGGCGGGUCGCGGAGUGCGAGUCCGGACGUUCCGUUAAAUUACCGGGAGCACCGGGACAGACGGCGGGAAAAUGGCGAAGACGUACGACUAUCUGUUCAAACUGCUGCUGAUCGGUGACAGCGGCGUAGGUAAAACCUGCCUGCUGUUCCGGUUUAGCGAAGACGCCUUCAACACCACCUUUAUCUCCACCAUCGGAAUCGACUUUAAAAUCAGGACGAUCGAGCUGGACGGCAAGAAAAUCAAACUUCAGAUCUGGGACACAGCAGGUCAGGAGAGGUUCAGGACCAUCACAACAGCCUACUACAGAGGAGCCAUGGGCAUCAUGCUGGUGUAUGACAUCACCAACGAGAAGUCCUUCGAUAACAUCAGGAACUGGAUACGCAACAUCGAGGAGCAUGCGUCUUCAGACGUGGAGCGAAUGGUUCUGGGAAACAAGUGCGACAUGAACGACAAGAGACAAGUGUCCAAGGAGAGAGGAGAGAAGCUGGCCAUCGACUACGGGAUCAAGUUUUUAGAAACCAGCGCGAAGUCCAGCAUCAACGUGGAGGAGGCCUUCCUCACGCUGGCCAGAGACAUCAUGAGCAGACUAAACAGGAAAAUGAAUGACACCAACCCGCCAGGUGGAGGAGGGCCAGUUAAAAUCACAGAGUCUCGCUCAAAGAAGAGCUUCUUCAGGUGUUUGCUGCUGUAGGCGGGGCCUCCUCUCAGACCUCCUCCUCUCAGACCUCCUCCUCGGGCUCCUGCAGAGCUGAGCCUCCUGUUGCAGGAGGACGACAGGAACAGAACUAUGGACACAUGAAGAAGAAAACGUCUCUUCAGAAAGUUCCUCUGCUUCUCAAUCAGCUCAAGUCUUCUUCUUUACUUCCUGUACGGCCUCCACCUCUUCUUCCUCCUCCACCUCCUCCUGUUUUAAUGUUUCAUGGCAGCUCAGCAGGAGACGCAGCGUGUUGAAAAAGUUUGUAAAGAAAGAACAUUAAGUGAUGACGAGCAGAGGUCAGUUUGACAUCAAGUUUUUUCAGUGUUACCAAAGCUUGUAUGGAGUGAUGUGAUGUCUCACUCCAACUCCGUUUAAGUGUUGCAGCAGCAGUUUUGUUACACAGACAAAGACGCAUGAAGGCCCGAUGAUUAUAAUCACCGUCAUCGAUCAGUCAGUUCAAACCAGCUGAUGUUUGUGACAGAAAACAGGCUUUAUUACACACGGUUAAUUAUUUGUAUGCGCAAAUUAACAUAAAGUUAAAUGUUUCAAUAACCAUCAAUAAAUCAAACUAAUAGUUUAUUCAUCCUUUUAAUUCAGAUUUCCUGUUAGCAACAUGUCAUGUCUCCUGUCAACAGGUCUCCUGCUGUCAGAUCUUUGAUAUAUCAAAUGAUAUAUGAACUCAGUCAGCACCGGCGUCAUUCUGUUGGUGCCUCAAACAUACGCAGUGUUUUAAGCAUCUGAAUAUUUCACGGAUCUUCGCUGGUUUUCGAGCUGCUGCCUUAAACUCCGUUCGUACCUCCGUCUUCGUGUCUGACGCGUCAUUAACUCAGAUGUCUUCUUUUGUGGUUCCGAUGACUCGAGUAGGAAUCAGCUGACAUUCAGAUGGAUUUCUGUCCAGUCUGAAGUCCUCCCUCCUGUCAGAGGAACCUGAUCAGAAAUAUUAACCUAUCAGCUAUCUGUAUCGGUCUACGAUCAAUACUCUGAUUAACAAUCUGAUCUGACUGUGGGUCGGCGUUUGUUUGACAGAAAAGCUUCAUCAUCAUGUCUGGAUGGUGAUGAUGAUGAUGCGUUCAGGCGCGUUGCUCUGUUGGUUCUGUUUGUUCUCUGAGCUCCACGGUCUGAUCCUGCAGAUCUGAUCUGUUGAUUCAGUCUGCUGCUGCCCGCGUUGGCAGAGCAGCAGUCAGGUGUUGAAGCUGACUCAGGAUCAGCCGAGCUGCAGACGUGAAGCAGUGAACGUGUUGGGCAGACUGAUGCUGGAGCAGACGUCAGGCCUGUAAAAACAUGUGCAGCUCAAAUGCUCACUCGCACAUUCAGACUGAGAGGCGUUCACUGUCUCCUUGUUUUUCUGAACUUAUGAAGUUCUUUUAUAUUUUUGUAUUUUAUUUCUGUGAUGCUCUUUAAUAUGCCAGAAGGUUUUUUUUAAUCAAACUGUUGUUUAAUUCUUAUUUUUGUAUUAAUCAGAAAUACUUCAGUCAUGUCUUCAAAACGCUGCAUUCAGGUGCAGCUGCGUUCAUUCUAAUUUCAUGAUACUCACCAUUACUUUACACCAAAUGACUGAUUUAUAAACUCAGCUCCUUUUGAAACGCUGAAAUGGCUGAUGUCCCAGCUCGGAGCUCUUCGUCACUCCGACGACAUCAUCUUCACUUCAUCAGAGUGGAAAACGUUUUCUACAGUGAAAAGCUGUCAAGUGUUGUGUUUACGGACUGUCAGAUACACACAGAAUCACCCGAUCAGUGCAGAUCAAUACUGAAGUGACGUCUCGUUCAGUUUGUUCAAAAUGUUGAGAAGCAAAAAGGUAAAGACGACAUCACUUCCUGUGUCUGAAAGAAGUCAGGAAGUGAACGGUUUGAACUGAACCGAAGUGGACUUCAGUUUUGAUAAUCAGCUGAACAAUAACCGAUAAUCAUGUCAUGACAACAUGAAGCCGCAGGAGGACCGAGACAGAAAACUGACCUGAGCGUCUCGUGUCUCUGCUUCCUGUUGGACCUCCGGCAUCAACAUUUCUAAGACAAAUAUUAAAUUUUUACAUCAGUC